UAUGCUUCUCACGUUUGUUGCAUUCAGGUUGUGAUUUAAUCAUCUAUGAUCCAAGAAAGUGGAAAACGUGAAUUUCGAUGGGAGUCAGGAUACGAAAAAACAUGGAGUGCUAUUCGGGAAGAUGAAUCAGGUCGUUUGGUUACAACAUUGGAGCAACUAGUGCAUGAUGCUCAUGCACAGAUACGAAAGAAACGUAGACGGAUUGGUGUAGGAUCUACAGGAUUUAUACGGUUAGGAAUGAUGCGACAUUUAUUUCUCAUUCUGGAUCUUUCUCAAGCAAUGACGGAACAAGAUUUAAAGCCAAAUCGUUUAAUAUGUACCAUUAAAGCCGCUUGUGCAUUCGUUCGAGAUUAUUUUGAUCAAAACCCUAUCAGUCAAUUAGGCAUCAUCGUGACUUCAGAUCGCAGAGCUGAACGGCUAACUGAAUUAUCAGGUAAUCCUAGACCGCAUCUGGCAGCUUUGCAGUCACUUUAUACACGUACUUGUGCUGGUGAACCUAGUCUUCAAAAUGCCCUGUCACUAGCUGAAUCAAGAUUAAAGUAUACAAUUCAUCACAACGAAGUUGUUGUAUUGAUAGGCAGUCUGACUACAUGUGACCCAGGUGAUAUACAUCAAACAAUUAAAAGUUUAUCGUCUAAUCGGAUACGUUGUUCGGUUAUAUCAUUAGCUGUUGAAGUAUUCGUCUAUCGUGCGCUUGCGCAACUUACACAAGGAACAUUUCAUGUUAUCAUGGAUGAAGCACACUUGAAAACUGUUCUCAAAGAUUUAGUGCCCCCUCCAGUCGCUGCUGCUGAAACUGAAGCUAAUCUCAUUCGAAUGGGGUUUCCACAUUCAGAAACUUUUGAUCUUGAUCGUUUCGCUGUCAAACGUGUAUGUGGUAAGUGA
Molecule: messenger RNA, 885 nt
Organism: Heterobilharzia americana
Lineage: Eukaryota; Metazoa; Platyhelminthes; Trematoda; Strigeidida; Schistosomatidae
Source: the annotation of a GenBank genome assembly